GCAUCAGUUGGAGAACCUCCAGCCAUAGAGUUCACUGACGAGGGCAAAAUAAACGACGAGACUGUUGCAACGCUCGUUGAAGAUCUGGAGAAGCUAGCCAUUAACCCUGAAUGUUCACUAUACCAGCCUACCUCGUCCCAGGCGAUUAAGACGGUUGCUCCAGAUUCCGCUCCGGAAUUGUGGGAAGCAGUGAGGAUAGAGGGCAAAGUAAGCCAGUUCCUACAAAUGCCAAGACCUGACAAUGGCCUGGCGCAAGCAAUAGUAGAAUCGUAUAAGCUAGCGGAAAAGGCAGAGACAAGGCGACGACUUCUCAGCAUUUGUGCCAGUAAAGUAACGUAUUCAGAGCUUAUUGCACACAUUCCUAAGCUAACAAGAUAUGAGUUCACUGCCGCAAGACGGUACGCACUUGAAGUUGGCGCAGGACUCCCUGUUUAAUUUUAGCACCUUCCGUGAAACAAACAAGAGAAAGGGUGGUUCCUACAAAGCUAGAACACUUCCUUGACUUCAUAACGUCCUCCAAUAGAGUACAAAAUCUUCCCUUUGGUAGGAGAACUCUUACGUUAAGCAGCGGUGAGAAGAUCAAUAUCCCUAAUGUCAUACGAACGAUGCUGCCUUCCCAUCUCAUCAGACAAUACAACCAGUACUGCAGCGAAGAAGACUUUAUUCCACUUUCUACCCGCACCCUCUUUCGUAUUUUGUCUGAGGCUUGCGUGGCCUCAGUGAGAAAGAGUUUACAGGGCUUAGAUAGCUAUGCAGCGGAGGGCGGGCGUGGUUUUGAUGACCUGAUUUCCCUCCUGGAUACAUUGAUGCAAUAUGGUGCUAACGAUCCUGAAAUACACAAGCUAAAGGAGAGCCUUAAACAUCUCAUACAGUACAUCAAAAGUGAUUACAAGGUAUGUUUCCCAGUAUUUCAUACCGCCUCUUGAUAGAACGUAACCACAUGCCUCUUUUCUCCGCAGAUCUAUUGUUCCAUAUUUAGUUCUAUACCUGACCACUGCAGAGUGUUUGCACUUAGCGAUCCGAAGAAGAAAUGCUUCCAUUGACGCUGUGACCACCACCACAAUCAACAGUGUGAGAAUUGUGAAAUAUUGAAAACGGUAAGUUAAUAAAAUACUAUUGGAAAUCAAUGGAAUAUAAUUCGGUUAAUUACAUAUUGUGUAUAUACAAUGUGCAAUGGUAUAGCAUGCUGAUGCUGCUAAGGAGAAAAUUGUCUAUGAAUAUGACACAUCACCGAAGCUCUCAGAUGUUACAGAAAAUGUAACUUUAUUGAAAAAAGUUUUUCGUUUUCCUUAGUCUUUAGAUUUAGUUAAGUCCUUCAUCCAGUCUACUAACCUACCCGAAGACGUGCAGGAUGAUGCUCUAUUUACUGCGAGAACCGCGUGUGAUGCUGUCCUGUCCUGGAAAUCCCACCAGCUCCGCAUGGUCCACCAGGACGUAGCCAGGUCGGAUGCUAUCCACGCUAAUCAGGCAAGAAGAUUCCACGCGAAUCAGGCAAGACUUUGCCAUGAAGUUCUUACCAGCUCAGUACAGAGAGACACAGACCGAAUUCUUCGGGAAAAGAGGGAUUUCGUGGCACCUUACAGUUUGCCAAAGCAACAAAGGCGCAGAGAUGGUCGCCCAAAC
Paramuricea clavata is the source of this 1623-nucleotide messenger RNA. NCBI's taxonomy places the organism in Eukaryota, Metazoa, Cnidaria, Anthozoa, Malacalcyonacea, Plexauridae. The record is from the annotation of a GenBank genome assembly.